Pocillopora verrucosa is the source of this 1782-nucleotide messenger RNA. Its product is annotated as kelch-like protein diablo. The record is from RefSeq and is a predicted model, not a curated record. Lineage: Eukaryota; Metazoa; Cnidaria; Anthozoa; Scleractinia; Pocilloporidae. Gene Ontology annotation, molecular function: protein binding.
AUGUUACAAGUCCAGCGUAGUUGUGAAGUUAAAAACAAACAGAUCGCUGUGUCGAAGAGUCGUUUUGAACAUUCGCUCACACUGAACAACGAGAUGUCCUUAAGACAAAUUAAUUCUCCUCCCUCACAAGCAGUUGUGGCGAAUGAAAUUGUUUUCCAGUGGGAAACUCACAGCCACAAAGCCUUCCGUAUUUUUCAAGAGAUGCGUGCGAAGGAAGAAUUAUGCGACGUGUAUAUUUGCUGCGACGGACGGCGUUUUCCUGCGCACCGUGUAGUUUUGGCGGCAACUUGUCCUUUCUUCCGUGAAAAGCUAGCGGCUGAACAUGACGAAAGUGAAUGCGAAGAGUCAUUCGUGGAACUAGAAAUACCAUGGAAUUUUGACAACUUGCUAAUGCUAAAUGCUUUGGAUUUUUUGUAUGAAGGAAAACUGAUUUUGCAACUGGAUCAUGUUAAGGACUUAUUACAGCUGUUGCACUACUUAAAGAUCGAAGAGGCUGUCAUUGCUUGCGAACGAUUUGCUAUCGAUCAUUUGAGAAACCAAAAUUGUGUGGGGUAUCACAAACUAGCGGAGACUCUUGGCCUCGAGCAAUUAAAACUCAAAACAAUGGAAUACAUGGAAUGGAACUUCUUACAAAUCGUGAACGAAGAUGAUUUUGUCAAGCUGUCAGCGCAUCAGAUAACUUCCUUACUCGGAAGUAACAGUCUAAAGGUCAGAAAAGAGGAAAAAGUGUAUGAAGCGGUGUGGAAAUGGUAUAAACACGAUCCUGAAAAAAGGAACAAAGAGCUGGACACAGUUUUGAAAACCAUCCGCUUCCGUCAAAUCACCACAAAAUUCCUUCAAACACGGAUACUUCCCGAACUCGUGAAAGGCGAAGGGAAAUGCCGCAAGGACGUGGAAGAUGCUCUGGCUGCUAGGAAGUUGUCACAAGAAAAUAACGAUUCAGGAAAACCUCGAAACUCUCGGAAGAUCGUUUACCUGUUCAGUAUGAAGACAAACCGAGUUGACACCUUUGAUGAGGAGCAACGUGCAUGCGUUCCCUGCCCCAAGCUGACGUCAUUUAGCGAUGCAAGUAAAGAAGAUAAUUACCACUGUGCAUUUCUUGUGCAGGGUGAGCUUUAUAUCGUGUCCAGGAGGGCAGUGAACAGAUUCAACCCUGUGACAAAGAAAUGGACUUGGGUUGGCGAUGGGCGUGCCGUACGGGAGUCAGGAGUGUGUUCUGAUAGAAACAACAUCUACGUGUUUGGUGGGAAGCCAGACGACAUGUCUGCCCACAAAUUUGACGUUUGUCAUGGAGUAUGGAGCUCACUACCUGAAAUGAAUCGACGUAGGAGAUGCACUGGUGUGGCUAUUUUGGGUCGAAAGAUUUACGUUAUCGGGGGACUUAAUGACGAUGGACCGCUGAACUCGAUGGAAAGCUUUCACAUACGAUCUCAAAAAUGGAAAUUGCUACCAGGCCUUCUAGAACCUCGUUUCAGUAUGGGCGUGGUAACCUGGGCAGGAAGUAUCUUUGUCUUCGGUGGACGCAGCGAUCGACAAAGUCUAGGGAGCAUGGAGGUUUAUCACCCUAAGGAAGACAAAUGGGUGUUUGCUCCUGCGCAGUUAAACGACAACAGAAGUGAGUUCGGUCACGUGGUCUACGAAAAUAAGAUAUAUUGCUUUGGUGGGCGUGGAGUAACUUCAAUCGAAUAUUAUGAUUAUUUGAAUGAACAAUGGCGCAUCGUGGGACGAGUAAGCGACAACACUUAUUCAGUGAAUUGUUUGGUGUAUCCUCCACUGAACUAA